This is a messenger RNA of Xenia sp. Carnegie-2017, 759 nucleotides long. Its product is annotated as succinate dehydrogenase cytochrome b560 subunit, mitochondrial-like. The coding region runs from base 17 to 550 and encodes 177 amino acids. Gene Ontology annotation, molecular function: electron transfer activity; succinate dehydrogenase activity. The record is from RefSeq and is a predicted model, not a curated record. NCBI's taxonomy places the organism in Eukaryota, Metazoa, Cnidaria, Anthozoa, Malacalcyonacea, Xeniidae. The transcript is spliced from 6 exons. Gene Ontology annotation, cellular component: membrane. Gene Ontology annotation, biological process: tricarboxylic acid cycle; mitochondrial electron transport, succinate to ubiquinone.
UAUUGAUUAACACAAGAUGGCGACGACAUUGGCAAGAAAAUAUGUUGCGUCGUUUCGGUUAUCAGCUGUCUCGCUAAAGUUUAGAUCGGUUGCAUUUCCUUUAAAAAGCACUCCAGCUUUAUAUUGUCUUGGUGAAAGAAAUGCUUCACAAGAUUUCUAUGCCAAAAAUAAGAGACUUCGGAGGCCAACGUCACCGCAUUUAUUGAUAUACAAGUUUGAGGCACCAAGUCUUCUAUCUAUCAGUCACAGAAUUACUGGAGUUAUUCAAUCUGGAGCUUUGUCAUUGGCUGCCAUUGGCCUCAUGUUUGCCCCAGAGAACUUUGAAUACUAUAUCAACUAUCUUCAUGCACUUGAACUGCCAUAUGCUGUGUGGAUGUCUGCAAAAAUGUUACUUGCUUGGCCUUUUAUUUAUCACUUCUGUAAUGGAAUCCGCCAUCUGGUAUGGGAUGUUACAGCUAAAGGUCUGAAUAAAAUUGGAAUUUUUAGAACUGGUAACAUUAUUCUUUUGUCGUCUUUCAUAUUAACUGGCUUAUUGGUGUGGUUUUAUUGAUCAAAUGCAAAUUAUGCAAAUAUUAAAGCUGUUUCUAACAGUAUUUAGCUAGAUUUACUUUAUAGACUUCACAUAGCAUGCGAAAAAUUGUGUUUUAGUUAUUUACCUUCACAGCAAAGAACGUAGUGUUAGUAUGCUUUUUGUGAACCUGCUGGAGAUUGUGCAUUGUUUAUAGUUUGUUAUUAAUUGAAUAUCGUUUAGACAAACGA